This is a messenger RNA of Knipowitschia caucasica, 3840 nucleotides long. The record is from the annotation of a GenBank genome assembly. NCBI's taxonomy places the organism in Eukaryota, Metazoa, Chordata, Actinopteri, Gobiiformes, Gobiidae.
AUGCCAGUGGAUAUGCAGCCGCACCAGGGGCUGUAUCAGUAUGAAAACUCAGCCCACCAGCCCACCCGAGGUCUAGUCCCAUCUGAUCAGUACUCUGAAGUGUCGUCGAUGCGUGCUCCACACCCAAACGGCCCACCCCAAGACUGCCGCACUAUGUACAACCCCAUGACUCCCAGCAUGACGCACGGGUCGGCACCAGGACAAGGGUUUGGUCACUGCGUAGAUUCGUACAUGAGACCCCCCCAAGCCCCGCCUCCACACUCAAUGAUGGGACACAGGGGGAUGCCGCCACCAGAGGGUGUCCCCCCCUACUGUAACCAAAACAACAUGAUGUCCUCGCACCACAACUUCUGUCAGCUGCCACCGGGCUCCGACCCAAAUGCUGGAGAUGGGUCCAGAUACUCUACGCCUCGCUCGAUGCUGAAGCUGAGCAAGAAGAGAGCCCUGUCCAUUUCUCCUCUGUCGGACGCCAGUGUCGACCUGCAGACCGUGAUCCGAACUUCACCCAAUUCUCUCGUGGCCUUUGUCAAUGCACGCUGCAAUACCAACGGAUCCAGUUCCUACGGCCACCUGUCUGUCAGCGCCAUGAGUCCAUCUCUCAACUACAACAACAUGAACUGCCAGUCGCGUCAGCCGAGCUCGCUGUACGGAGGCGGGGGUUUGACUCCUCUGGGUGGGCACACACCUGGACCCUGCCAGGCCUCUCGGUUACCCCCCCACAACCCCCGGCUGCAUGCACCACCCAAACACGGACAUUUAAAGACUGAGCCCGGUCUGGGAGGUGGGAUGGACGGCAUCAAUGUGAAAAGCUUGGAGGAGCGGUCAGAAGGAGAUGUGGCCAGUCCUUCCUCCACUGGUACUCAGGACCCUCUUCUUGGCCUGCUGGAUGGUAGAGAUGAUUUGGACAAAGAGGACGGGAAGCCUGAACCAGAGGCCAUCUAUGAGACCAACUGUCACUGGGAAAGCUGCCAGAAAGAGUUUGACACGCAGGACCAGCUUGUCCAUCACAUCAACAAUGAGCACAUCCACGGGGAGAAGAAGGAGUUUGUGUGCCACUGGCAGGAGUGUUCGCGGGAGCAGAGGCCGUUCAAGGCGCAGUACAUGCUGGUGGUUCACAUGCGGCGACACACGGGGGAGAAGCCACACAAGUGCACUUUUGAGGGAUGCAACAAGGCAUACUCACGUCUGGAGAACCUGAAGACCCACCUGCGCUCUCACACCGGAGAAAAACCAUACGUGUGUGAACAUGAAGGCUGCAACAAGGCCUUUUCCAACGCAUCUGACCGGGCCAAGCAUCAGAAUAGGACCCACUCCAAUGAGAAACCUUACGUGUGCAAGAUCCCUGGCUGCACUAAACGCUACACAGACCCGAGCUCACUGCGAAAACACGUGAAAACAGUGCAUGGUCCAGAGGCUCACAUCACCAAGAAGCACAGAGGCGACACUGGGCCUCGGCUCCCUAACUCAGCUCUGACCCCUGGUGGCCAGAACACAGAACUGUUACUAGAGAAGGAAGAACCACGUAGAGAAGACUGCAAACUGUUGGCUCCUGAAUCUUUGCUCAAAUCCCAGCCUAGUCCUGGAGGCCAGUCAUCCUGCAGUAGCGAGCGUUCUCCACUGGGGAGCGGUAACAACAACGACAGUGGAGUGGAGAUGAACGUGAACGCAGCGGGCAGCCUGGAGGACCUCACGGCACUGGAGGAUGGAGUCACUGGAGCCCCAGAGUCAGGAGGAGUGGGCAUGUCCGCUCAGGCUCUGAAGAGGCUCGAGAACCUCAAGAUCGACAAACUGAAGCAAAUACGAACUCCUCCUUCUCGAUGCAACAAUAACAAGCUGCCAGCCAUUCCAGGUGCAAGUGAUAACAUGUGUGCCCCUUCUCCUCUCAUCUCAAACCGGCGGGUGAUGGAGUUGUCUAGUCACGAUGCGGCCGGAGGCUCCAUGGGCUGCUCUGCUGACAGGAGAGGGAGCGGCACCAGCAGCCUGAGCUCUGCCUACACUGUGAGCCGCAGAUCCUCCAUGGUGUCCCCGUUUCUGUCCAGCCGACGCUCCAGUGAAGUGUCCCACCUCACAGGUCCUGAGCCGAGCGCAGGAGGAGACCCACUUUCACCUGAGAUGAAUCGAAGAGGUCCUCCUUGUCCAUCAGGGGGACUACCUGGACUUGCAAACUUCACUCCAGCUCAGCAGUACAAUCUCAAAGCCAAAUAUGCUGCUGCAACAGGUGGACCUCCCCCCACUCCUCUUCCCAACAUGGAGCAGCCCAGGACACCACCAAGAAGAGGGGGCUUGUUAAGUGACUAUCAGGGACAGCCUUUGCCUGCUUUCCUUCAACAUGGUGGUCCACGAAGGCACAGUGCUAACACAGAGUAUGGGACUGGUAUAAUCUACCCACACCAGGCUCCAGGAAACAACACCAGGAGGGCCAGUGACCCGGUCCGGUCUGCAGCAGACCCACAGGCUCUGUCCAAGCGCUUCAAUAGCCUCACUAAUGUGUCCCUGAUGAGUCGAAGGAAUGCUCUUCAGCACCGUGGCAAUGACUCCAGCAUGGGCAGACACAUAUACUCCCCUCGCCCACCCAGCAUAACGGAAAACGUCAUGAUGGAGUCCAUGGGAAUGGAGCAUCAUAUUGGCCCAGAGAGGAAUUACAUAGGAUACCAGCAGCAGGGCCUUGGUGGGCCUGUGUCGAACCAACUGUCAACAGGUCAUGGCUGCACUGACCAGGGUUAUAAUCAGGGACAUUACGUGCAGGCAGGAGAUGUCUCCUCCAACACUCUUCUCCAACAGGCAGAGUAUGGGAUGAGCAACUGUCAGCUCAGCCCUUCAGGCCCUCAUUAUUCAGCUUUAGGACAGGGAGGUGACACUGGUGUGGGGCCUUGGAGCCAUGACCAGAGAGGCAUGCCUUAUGCAGAUCCCAACAUGCAGUCUCAGUCGCACUAUAACAAUAAUCAAUACAACGGACCAGACGGCACUCACAAACUCAACAUUAAGCCAGAACAGUUCCACCCUGGGAUGGGAGCCGGGGACGCAUGCCAGAGUGCCAAGCUCCAACAUCAACAGCGGAUGCAUUUGCAGCAGGGCCAGAACUACCCUGCAGGACAGAGCAUGAUGAGGAACAUCAACAACGUGGGCUGUGACUUCCCAAACCAAAGCUCUUUUCCAAGUGGAGGCAGCAUGAGCUUAGGUUGUGCCGGCAAUGCACUUUCUGAAGGGCAGAGGUCUGAGACACCUAUCAUGCAGGUCAAAGAGAUGAUGGUAAGGAACUAUGUGCAAUCUCAGCAAGCUCUUAUGUGGGAGCACCAGAAUGAACAGCCAGUCAAAGCCCCGCCUCUUUCUGACAACAUGGAUAUGAGUGGACAAAUGAUGCAGCACAGUCCACAGCACCCAAACCAGAACCUGUACCCUAAUCAGUCAUUUCCUACCUACCCCAACCAAAACAUGGUCCUGACUUCCCCAGUCCACAACAGAGCUGCAAUGACCCCCAAAGACCAGCAGAUGGCAGGUCUCCAAGGCACCUGUUACAAUCAAGACAUGGUUCCAAGACCUCCGCCUGGCAGGAAGCCUCUGAGCCGCCAGAACAGUCUAUCUCAAAUGGAAAACCUGGACUUGGACAAUGCUCGAAUUGACUUCACAUCCAUCAUUGAUGACACAGACUCUCCUUCAUUCAAUGCAGGAAACACUGCCCCAGGUCAGAUAGGGUCCCAGGCCUCAUCCCGCCUUACAACCCCUCAGACCUCGGUGACUCUGGCUCCAGGCUCGGGACUGUCCAACAUGGCAGUGGGUGACAUGACGUCCAUGCUCACCUCACUGGCUGGAGAGAACAAAUACCUGAACACUAUGUCUUGA